AUGUCGCAGACGGAGGUCCAGCACAACGAUUCCAGCAGCAGCAACAAUGACCCAGAGGAGAAGACGCAGAAGAGCCGGCGACCCCCAAACAACGCCUUCCGCCAGCAGCGAUUAAAGGCCUGGCAGCCCAUCCUCACCCCCAAGACCGUCCUGCCGCUCUUCUUCGCCGUCGGCAUCAUCUUCGCCCCCAUCGGCGGCGUCCUGCUGUGGGCCAGCUCCACCGUCCAGGAACUCAUCAUCGACUACUCCGACUGCAACUCGACCGCGCCCAUAUGCAACGAUUACAGCCCCAUCCCCAGCGACAAGGUCACCGCCAACUUCAAGAACACCACCGAUAAUGCCGACCAGCCGACGUGGUGUAAAGAGUACAGGAGAGUGGGAUACCCUGAUGCGGAUAAUGGACCAGCUUUCGUGAAUACCACCGCUUGUCGCGUGCAGUUCUACAUCCCGGAUAACAUUGGUCCGCCGGUGCUGUUGUACUACCAGCUCACCAACUUCUACCAGAACCACAGACGAUAUGUGCAGUCUUUCGACCAGGACCAGCUCAAGGGCGACUACCGCGAUAACAGUUCCAUCUCCGGAAGCGACUGCGAUCCCCUUAGGCAGGAGACGUUGGGCAAGGACGCUCAAGGGAACGAUAUCAAGAAGCCGUACUAUCCCUGCGGUAUCAUCGCAAACUCGAUGUUCAACGACACCUACUUCAACCCGGUGCUGUUGAAUGCUCAGGGGGAGAGCGCCAGCAAUGUCACGUACAACAUGACCAACAGCGGUAUCGCGUGGAGCUCGGAUCGCGAUCUUUACGACCCGUCGCCUUACAACUACAGCGACGUUGUGCCCCCGCCAAACUGGCGUGAGAGGUAUCCCGUCUACAACGACACCUUCCAAUUUCCAGAUCUGAAGAACUGGGAGGAGUUCCAAGUGUGGAUGAGAACCGCCGGUCUGCCUACCUUCAGCAAGCUCGCGCUGCGCAACGACAAUGAAAGCAUGCAGAUUGGCAGGUACGAGAUGUUGGUAUAUGAUUACUUCCCUGUCUCGCUCUACGAUGGUACAAAGUCGAUUCUAAUUUCGACUCGGACCGUCAUGGGCGGGAGAAAUCCUUUCUUAGGGAUUACGUAUAUUGUUGUUGGUGGUAUCUGUAUCGUUCUGGGAGGACUUUUCACUGUUACGCAGUUGAUCAGGCCAAGGAAACUUGGCGACCACUCCUAUCUCACAUGGAACACCGAUCAGCCGAGCACUGCAACCACCACCGGCAGAGCACCACGCCCUAACGAAGCUGCAUGA
This is a messenger RNA of Zasmidium cellare ATCC 36951, 1281 nucleotides long. RefSeq lists its product as uncharacterized. The record is from RefSeq and is a predicted model, not a curated record. The transcript is spliced from 4 exons. NCBI's taxonomy places the organism in Eukaryota, Fungi, Ascomycota, Dothideomycetes, Mycosphaerellales, Mycosphaerellaceae. The coding region runs from base 1 to 1281 and encodes 426 amino acids. Gene Ontology annotation, cellular component: endoplasmic reticulum; plasma membrane; Golgi apparatus.